Cotesia glomerata is the source of this 1205-nucleotide messenger RNA. RefSeq lists its product as uncharacterized. Lineage: Eukaryota; Metazoa; Arthropoda; Insecta; Hymenoptera; Braconidae. The transcript is spliced from 2 exons. The coding region runs from base 376 to 972 and encodes 198 amino acids. The record is from RefSeq and is a predicted model, not a curated record.
UUUUCGUUAUGUGUAAUAUCUUAAAAAUAUUCUCUGAAAAUUUCAAGUCGAUCCGAUAAUUAGUUUUUGAGUUAUUCGACAAAUAACAAAGAGAGCUCGGGUACUUCAAAGCGCUCGGGAGCAGAUAGCUAGCGGCAGCUUUAAGAAACCCCCUUUUAGGGUUCUAUUGUCAUCCAUGAACUAAAACUUUGGUGUAUGUAGUAGUACCUAAAUUUAUAAAUACCUAAAUAUAUAUAAUUACAAUUUCUAAAACUAAAUUACAAAACUAAACAAAAAGGUCUUGGUGGUAGAGGUAGGCUUACAGGAAAAGUAAUAGACAAAUUAACUGUGUACUAUGGUUUAUCAAUACGUCGUCAUUGCGAUUCUAUUGAAGAUAUGAAAUCUGCUAUUAUGGCAACUUUUUACCACUACGGUUCGACUGAUGAAAAUCCGAAUCAUGAUAUGUGUCCCAAAGGCGAAGAUUCUUGGUGCUCUUACCAGCGCGCUGAAGCAAGUGGAGAGCUUGAUACUUAUACUCAAGAUUAUUCUCCCUUACCUCCUGAUGUUUUAAAAGCUAUUAAACCGAUUUACGACGAUCUCAGUAAUGAUAAUUUACUUUCAAGAUGUGUAGGUGGAUUCAAUCAGAAUAAUAAUGAGAGCUUCAACCAACUAGUGUGGAAAAUAUGCCCAAAAACCGUGAAUACUAGUUCUAUUAUCGUACAAAUUGCUGCAUACAUAGCUACUUGUAUAUUUAAUGAAGUUACAAAUUCAUUAUUAAUGAUUAUGGAUACCUUAGGACUUAAUUGUGGGUCUAAUUCCCAUCGGUAUGCUGAAAAAUUGGAUGCUGCACGUGUGAAAGUGGCAGAUCAGCGCGCCAACGACAACACUCGGGAAGGCAGAAUGCUUCGUAGGCAACAGCAUAUUGAUGUUUUGGAAACUUCCACAAUGGCUGAAGAACUAUUAUAUGGCCCAGGAAUAGAUGACUCGAUAUGAAUCUCCAAGGACUUAUGAUUGUCACCGCAAGGACCUUUUUUUGGAACUGGGUCAACACAGACAGCUAUAACUUUGGAAAUAAAAUUUUUUUUUUUUUUGAAAUUUUCGUGACUUCAAGUCAAAACAUUGUAUAAUAAUGCCAUAUUACUACUUUUGUAAAAUAACAUGAUUUAAUAGCAAAAAAAAAAUACUGAAAAUUCUCAUUUUUUCGUGCCUCUGACUACCCCUAAUCC